CUCAAGAUGGCUGCCGAGGGCUCGGAUGCGACUGAGGAUGGCAGUAACUCUCAGCUUAAUGAAACAACCAAGGAAUUUCUUACAAGACCUGCCACUGUGGAGCAGAUUAACAUUGAAGGGUACUGGAGAACCAAGAGAGACAUUUUAAUUCCUGGCAUCAAGAGAUUAUUGAAGGCCACAACUUUUAGUGAACUAGUGGAAUUGGCGCUUGAAGCAAAAGAAGAUUUGAUGAGUCUUGGAGUGUUUCAUGAUGUUGAUAUGCUCAUUGAUACAAGUGCAGAUCACUCAAUAAACCCAAAUGGGUAUGAUGUGACAUUCCAUGUAAAAGAAAAAAGACUCCUUACCAGUAGUACAGGAACUCAAAUUGGUAACAAUGAAGGCAAUAUGAUGUUUGGUUGUUCACUCAAUAAUGUGUUUGGUCGUGCUGAGCAAGUUAAGGCAGAUCUUUCAUUUGGCACAAGAACCAGAAUGUCCUAUCAGCUUGCUUUCAUUAAGCCUACGCCAGGAACACCAGGGAGAAAUUUUACAAUUGCAGCUCAAAAAUCUACCACAGAUGUACCAUUUUGUUCUCACUGGGAGGCAACACAGGGACUGUCAAUGGAUUAUAUGUUUCCCUCCAUUGUUGGACAGCACUGUGUUUCCUGGGAGGGAACAUGGCGUGAAGUGACAGGACUGGCAAAAAACGCUUCUUUUGCAAUUCGAGAACAGGCUGGACAUUCAAUAAAGAGUGCCCUUAAGCACACUGUAAUAAUGGACAAAAGAAACAAUAUUGCACUUCCAACCAAUGGAUACUUCAUAAAGCUUGCACAGGAAUUUGCAGGCUUGGGUGGAGAUGUUAUGUUCUUAAAACACAACUUCGAAUAUCAACAAAGUGUAGAACCUCUGAAAGAUGUGAUUUUAUCCUGGUCGUUUCAAGGAGGAAGUCUACAUCCAUUGUUUAAUACACCAUCAAAAAUAAGUGAUCGGUUAUUCCUUGGAGGUCCACUGUCCGUACGAGGAUUUAACUCAAAAGGGAUUGGGCCGAGAAGUGAAAAUGAUUCUUUGGGAGCGGAUGCUUACUGGGCAGCAGGACUUCACGUAUACACGCCCUUGCCGUUCAGACCAGGACGGGGUGGUCUGGGCGACAGAAUCAAAACACACUUAUUUGUCAACACUGGAAAUCUGAUUACACUUGACACAAAUCUUCCGUGGAGAAGCAGAUUUAAUUCGUUAAGAGAAAAGAUCCGGUGGUCCUGUGGAGCUGGGCUGGUUUUCAUGCUUGGAAUUGCUCGGGUGGAGUUAAAUUACUGUUUUCCUAUCGCAGCGCAAAAUACAGACAGUGUUAACCAUGGAAUUCAAGUUGGUGUUGGAAUUAACUUCCUUUAACACCAUCUUCGCUCACAACAAAAAUUAUUUAAUGAUAGAAAUCAAGAAUUUGUUGAAAACAUCGACCUUUGCAGAAAUGUAUCUCCGUACCAAAGGUCGAAGGUCCAUAAGGCGUGACCAGAAACCGAUGUCUUGCGUUUUGCCUUUCCUUCUGUUAACGAGGGAGAUAGGAAAGGACUUAGCAUAAGACCUUCAUUAAAGAAUCAGUUGGAAAAGAUGGUUUUAAGGCCUAAAACAAAGGUGAAUGGUGGUAUUUUCUGUUUUCUUGCUUGCGCUCUUGCAGUCCUUGCGCUUUCGGCUCUGCUUCGCGAAACAGAACGUCACGUGUUCGUCCACCCUUUGAACUGAGGAAGAGCCCGUCAUUGUGACAUUGGUUUUUAUCGCCAGUAAAAAUAGUCGACAAAUCUUUGACGCAUUAUGCUGGUUUUUUACGGAACACAUCAGUCAUUUGAGGCGCCGACAGAAGAUUGAGCAGUCAAUUAACCAGAGGAGUUUCAAGUCGAGUUUGCCUGGUGCAAUAAACCAUCAAGAACGUAAUAAAAGUAAAGAUCAAACA
Pocillopora verrucosa is the source of this 1921-nucleotide messenger RNA. RefSeq names its product sorting and assembly machinery component 50 homolog. Gene Ontology annotation, cellular component: outer membrane. Lineage: Eukaryota; Metazoa; Cnidaria; Anthozoa; Scleractinia; Pocilloporidae. The record is from RefSeq and is a predicted model, not a curated record. Gene Ontology annotation, biological process: protein insertion into mitochondrial outer membrane; mitochondrial respiratory chain complex assembly.